Tympanuchus pallidicinctus (lesser prairie-chicken) is the source of this 2387-nucleotide messenger RNA. It is a transcript of the gene SENP2, whose product is annotated as SUMO specific peptidase 2. The coding region runs from base 34 to 1677 and encodes 547 amino acids. The transcript is spliced from 17 exons. The record is from RefSeq and is a predicted model, not a curated record. Gene Ontology annotation, molecular function: deSUMOylase activity. NCBI's taxonomy places the organism in Eukaryota, Metazoa, Chordata, Aves, Galliformes, Phasianidae. Gene Ontology annotation, biological process: protein desumoylation. Gene Ontology annotation, cellular component: nucleus.
UGUACGCACUUCCGCCGGCGGCGGCCGGGGCCUAUGUACCAAUGGCUGCUGGCGGCUGUCGGCAGUCUCUUCGCCGCCGCGCGCCGCUCCGCGCCACUCCCGGUCCCGCGCAAGCGGCCCUUCCGCAGUGUUCAGCCGCCUCUGCAAGAAGAUCCUGACGAGCCUCAACCAAAGAGGAAAACAUCAGGCUCUGAGCCUCCAGGAGAAGCAAGCACUUCUGCUGAGGUGAACUUGCCACCCAGGGCAGCAGAUGAACACUGGACAAUUUCAGAUGACAACGUAACUUCAACCACAACCUUGGGAGAAGAGCCUCCAUCUGCUCCAUAUGACCCUUCAUUUGAAAUACCAUCAAGCCCUGUGCUGGAAAGGCUGCAGAUUGAUAAUAUGCCUUUUGAAAGCGAUGCUUACUUUGAUAGGGUCACACUGGCCCUUUCUCCUGUGACAGUUCCAGAUUUCAGCAACUACUACACUGAACCUCCUGGAGAUGACACUUCAACACCCACUGAGGAUGAAGAGCCAAAACCUUCUACUUCUGGAAUGGACAAAACAGGGAAGCCUUUGCGCAGCGUUGAGGAUGCGCAGAAAGAAGAAAAAGAGAAAUACAAGCAACUCUUGAAACUACUGAAGGACAAAUAUGCUAAAUACUGCCAAACUGCAAAGCCGACAAGCUCCAAUGUUGAGAUUUACUACAAAGAGUCACUGUCUGCUGUAACUUUCCUGGAAGAACAAAGAUGUGGAGGGGAUGCCUCCAAGCUUUUGACACCAAAACCUGAUGGCAGGAGCCCACGCCACUCUCCAGAACGUGAGCAGCCCAGUUGCAGUUACGGUACGCCAGCAGAAAAGGAAGGCAAGAGAGGACAAGAGGGACAACCCAACUCAGGGCAUGGAGAUGAAGUCCCAAGGAAUGCCUCCUCUGGAUUGCAUCUGCCACCCGUUGUGUCCGGAAGACCAUCUAUCCAUGAUGAGGAAGAAAAGAAACUCCCCAAAUCCCAAGAACGCUUUCCUCCACUCACAGAGGCCAUGGAGAGAGAGAUCAAGGCUGCAUUGAGCGAGGGUAAACCAGAGGAGGUUGUGAGCAGUGCCUUCAAACUCAGGCUCAGCCGUGAGGACAUCCAGACACUGAACAACUUUUCGUGGCUCAAUGACGAGGUCAUUAAUUUCUAUAUGAAUCUUCUGAUGGAAAGAGGCAAAAAAGAAAACUAUCCAUCAGUGUACGCUUUUAGUACUUUCUUCUGUCACAAACUUCUUUCCGAAGGCUACACAGCAGUAAAAAGAUGGACUAGAAAUGUGAAUCUGUUCAAACAUCACAUCAUUUUAGUUCCUAUUCACUUGAGAUCACACUGGACCUUGGUGGUCGUAGAUAUCAGAAUGAAGACCAUCACAUACUUUGACUCACUUGGAAAAAGAGGAGACAAGAUUUGUGAAGCUGUAUUCCAAUACCUGCAAGAGGAGAGCUGGGAGAAACGAAAAGUGAAGCUGUCACUUUCGGAGUGGACCCUUCACAGCAUGGAGUCCCAUGAAAUUCCUCAGCAAUCGAAUGGAAGUGACUGCGGAGUUUUUAUGUGCAAAUAUGCAGAUUAUGUCUGCAGAGACAAACCCAUUACCUUCACUGAGGAAGACAUGCCUUACUUCCGCAAGAGAAUGGUGUGGGAAAUAAUCCAUCAGCAGCUGCUGUGAGGCAUGAACCGGCAGAGCAACACGGUGGAUCACCUCGCAGUCACUAACUCCUAUUUCAUUAUGUUUGCAGUGCCUUACUGAACAGGAAGCAGGCACUCACAUGUUUCUCUUUUAGGCUAUAAAGUAACGGUUAAUUUUUUUCCUCCAUUUCGGAGACGGUGCCUCUCUUUGAAAUGAGCUGAUGCGCCUUGAGUGAGAGUCUGAAAGUUGGCUGUGACUUCACCUGGGGAGUGGUGGAGAAGAAAUGGUGUGAACUUGUGUCGGUGGGACGGAGGGCUGCCACCUCACUGCACACGUGGCCACAUUUAUGGACAAAUGGGACUCUCCUGCCUGGUGGUAACAGUCGUGGGAGCCAAACUGAGCUCCCCGAGGACAAUGUGCUUAGCUGCUGUUUCUUCAAGGAGAGUUUUCUUCUGUUUCUGGAAUACCUACGAUCUACUUGAUUCCUAAAACUGGAUUUGUGAUGAAAGGGGGGGGGAAAAAAAAAAGUAUUGACGGUUUUCUUGAUUUGUAACAAAUCUGUAGUGAAGCCCCUUUAGUUGGGGUGGUUUUGUUUUGUCUGCAGGGAAUUAUCUGAUGUGAAAAGAGAAGUAUUUAUUUUGUUUCUUUUUUAAAGUAAAUAUGUAAUUUAUACAAAGAGCUUUACUGGAAAGAAAUUCUACCUGGUGAUGAAAGAGAGUGUUUUUUCUAAAUGAAGAAAAAAAAAGAAA